AUGGAAGAAAAGUUAAUUAUUUUAAUCAAGGAGAACCCUGCCCUGUACGCAAAGGCCUCAAAAGAUUAUAGAAAUAAUAUAAAAAAAGAAAAAGCCUGGAAUUCGAUUGCAGCCGAGCUGAAUACUAACGUGGAUGCGGCUAAAAAACGCUGGAGAAGUCUGAGAGAUCGGUUCGUGAGGGAAGCAAGGAGGUUGGUGGAACAGUCGCGAUCUGGCGCUGGUGAAGACUCAUCCACUUCCUCCUGGCCAUUUUUCGAGGAACUGAAGUUUCUUCAGUCCCACACUGAAGCUCGACCGACUUCCUCCAACUACCAGGACAAAAAUGUAUUCGAAGAAGGUCAUGGACAGGAUACUGAACAUAUAAACAGUGACAGUGAAAGUAGCCUUAACCUCGGCCUUAACAUAACCACUCCCUCGGUUACCCCGACCGCAAAGUCUUCACGACGCCGGAAGCAAGCCCUGGACACAGACGAACAUUUCCAAUGUAUUCUGGAAAAAGUCGAACAGCGUGUGGAAGGGUGGUCGGCCAAAAAAUCAAGGCACGAGAGUUUCUGCACAUACAUUGGAGAUAGAUUGGAGAUGCUUCCAGAGCAAGUCGCAAGAUCUCUAGAAGUGGAGUUCAUCUUGAGAGUGAACCAAUCGAUCGAUGAGUUUAAUCAUCUGAUCGAAACGGAUGAUGAUGUAAUUUGUGAAUAA
This is a messenger RNA of Ochlerotatus camptorhynchus, 696 nucleotides long. RefSeq lists its product as uncharacterized. The record is from RefSeq and is a predicted model, not a curated record. The coding region runs from base 1 to 696 and encodes 231 amino acids. Gene Ontology annotation, biological process: regulation of transcription by RNA polymerase II. Lineage: Eukaryota; Metazoa; Arthropoda; Insecta; Diptera; Culicidae. The transcript is spliced from 3 exons. Gene Ontology annotation, cellular component: transcription regulator complex; nucleus.